UUUGACAGAUGAUAGUUUUAUAUGAGGAAAGUAAAUAACAUGGUUCAGCAAGAAAAAAAAGCAAAGAGAAAAACAGUUUAAAUCAAACAAAUUGAACUUGAUGCAAUAUAUAUUUUCAAGAGCUGAUUGGCUAAUAAAAUUGGAACGGAAAGUUAAACUAAGGAGGAGAACCAUCACCAAUCAAGGAAUUUUUACUUUCCUUUAUAUAUUCCACGCUAUGCCUAUAAUCUAGGAUUGCUAGGCUUUAAACGAAGAUGGUAGAAAGGAUCUAACCACAAGAAGAAAACUGGAAUCAACUUUAUGAAUCAGGAUGAUUGCAAUGGACUGACUGUUAAUCAAAAUCUAUUCGAGAUUAGCCCUAUUAAAAUGAUUAAUGAUGGAAUUAGAAAGUUACAUCUGCAGAGAAACUUGUGCAUAUUGUGCAUAUGAAAUAUCACUCGAGGAAGAUUCUCUGAAAAGAGCGUUGCUGUCGAUAAAAUGGUGGAAACUAUUUACACCAGAUCAGUGUUCCGGCAUCAACAAAUUUGUUGCAAAUUUUUCAAUCCCCCUUUUAUCUUUCAAGGUAAUCUCAUCAAACAAUCCUUAUAAGAUGAACCUGAAACUGGUAUCUGCUGAUUUCCUUCAAAAGUUUCUUGCUCUCAUCAUACUGGCUGCAAUAGCCAAAAUAAGAUCCAGAGGGAGCCUGAGUUGGGUGAUAACGGGUCUCUCCUUGUCGACAUUGCCUAAUACAUUGAUAUUAGGACUCCCACUGAUAGAGGCUAUGUAUGGGAAAGAAGCAUCAACCCUCCUGGCCCAGAUAGUUGUAUUACAAAGCCUUAUUUGGUACAACCUUCUGUUAGUUCUUUUUGAGAUUAAUGCUACAGAGGAAUCCAUCAAUGCAACAUCAUCUUCAGAAGUAACAGGAGCAGUGGAGAGCCCGCAAAGAGCAGAAGCAAUGAAUGUAGACGAGAAAGAUGAAGGAAUCAAAGAUCUGAGGAAAAGAAACAUAAAAAUUAUUAUCUCAACAGUAGGAAAGAAGCUCAUCAGAAAUCCCAAUACAUAUGCCACCUUUGUUGGCAUUAUAUGGGCAUGCAUACAUUUCAGGUGGGAAGUAAAAUUGCCUAAAAUAAUUGAAAAUUCAGUUACACUAUUGUCAGAUGGAGGACUUGGAAUGGCUAUGUUCAGCUUAGGCCUAUUCAUGGCUUCACAACCCAGAGUGAUUGCCUGUGGUACCAGAAAAGCAGUAUUAGCCAUGGCGAUGAAGUUUCUAGUAGGCCCAUUGCUCAUGUCCGUGCCCUCAUUAGCACUUGGAUUAAGAGGAACAUUACUUAAAGUUGCAAUUGUGCAGGCCGCUCUCCCUCAGGGGAUAGUUCCGUUUGUGUUUGCAAAGGAGUAUAAUCUACAUCCAGCUAUACUAAGCACCGGGGUUAUAUUUGGCUUGCUCAUCGCUGUUCCAAUUGGAUUAGCAUACUACUUCCUGCUGGAUUUAUAAAGAAAGGUAUUGCUGGCAACUAGGGAGAAUUAUUUCAAAUGCAUUUGGAACAAAUCUAUAGUUGAGUGUCAUUUAUUUGUAGCUAUAUUUGGUUGAUCAAUGCAGAAUAGGUUUUAGGUUGAUUAGCAGCAAACAUAUAUGUAAAAAACACUAAAUAAAGAACUGAUUGUAGAACAAAAUCAGAGACUCGAGGAAAAGAAAUAUGUUCAUGAACAUCAUUUUAUUCAUUCAUCAAAAUGUCAUUUAACA
Molecule: messenger RNA, 1720 nt
Organism: Salvia splendens (bonfire salvia)
Lineage: Eukaryota; Viridiplantae; Streptophyta; Magnoliopsida; Lamiales; Lamiaceae
Product: probable auxin efflux carrier component 8
Exons: 7
Coding region: 374-1471 (365 amino acids)
Biological process (GO): auxin polar transport; auxin export across the plasma membrane
Cellular component (GO): endoplasmic reticulum; plasma membrane
Molecular function (GO): auxin efflux transmembrane transporter activity
Source: RefSeq, a predicted model, not a curated record